AUGCAGCUUCCCCCGCUCGCUGUUAUGGCAUCCUGGCCGACGCCAAACUAUACCGAUCCUACCACUCGCGGUCAUGGAGUCCUCAUCGUGAAUAUCAUCUGCAUAGGCUUGGCAUUCUUGGUGGUCAUGCUCCGUCUAUAUACCCGUCUUCGAAUUACGUGCAGCGCCGGCAUUGACGACAUUCUCAUCGUCAUUGGCCUCGUGUUCGCCAUUGCAAUGGUGGUGAUAACUUCGGUUGCUACUGAGAACUGGGGCUGGAAUCGACAUAUCUGGGAUGUUCCGACGGCCUGGCUCUCAAUCGUCCAGAAGAUGAAUCUCGUGUUUCAGAUUAUGUUCUCAUGGUCUUCCUCCAUUACCAAGAUUUCCCUAUUAUGGUUCUGCCGCCGACUUCUUGGGGCUGGAAAGGGCAACUUCGUGGUAUUUAAUUGGGCAUUUAUCGGCUCUAUGAUCUUCGUCGGGCUCUCUUGCCUGCUGUUUACAUUUAUCAGUAUCUUCCAGUGCUCGCCAGUCAAGGCAUACUGGGAUGUGGAACCAACAUACCCGAAUAAAUGUAUGGACAACGGAGCCAUUGUCUUCUCUGCGAGCGUGAUCAAUAUCUUCACCGACUUCAUGGUGACUGCACUGCCUAUGCCACUUAUUUGGAGCCUCAAGCUUCCUGCCCGACAGCGCCUUGCCGUCAUUUCGAUCUUUGCCCUGGGAAUUGUUGUCAACGUGGCUGGUUCCGUCCGAACCGUGUAUGUUUGGAAGAGUAUGGUAGUUGGGUACGACACGACAUGGGUGGGAUGGCCAGUACUUAUCGCCGCUUCGGUGGAAAUCAACCUCGGAUUGAUUUGCUCUUCAGCCCCAGCCCUCCGCCCCUUGAUCGCAACCUUCCUUCCCCGUCUCCUCAACUCCACCCAAAACAUCAGUUACAACAAACGCAGCCACGGGCAGAAGCUCUGGUCCUCCACCGGUCGAUCACGCACCUCCCACAUGCCCGCCAAUGAUGCCCGCCACGGUGGCUACGAAAGCGACCGCUUUGAGAUCAUGCGCACCGUGGAAAUGGAGAGUUGGACCGAAUCGCGACUCGCACACCAUGAUGAAAUUAAUCCGGCCUAUGGUGUUUCAACAAAUACUCGCGCCAUCUCGCCUGAAAGCAUUGAAAUGAAGCAGGGUGGCACGGUCUUCUCGUCCGCUGCGAGUGGAAAAUCAUCGAGCUCCCUACGACGAGAAGAUCCGCACUUCCCAGGCCGCUACUAA
Penicillium macrosclerotiorum is the source of this 1239-nucleotide messenger RNA. RefSeq lists its product as uncharacterized. The record is from RefSeq and is a predicted model, not a curated record. The transcript has 3 exons. NCBI's taxonomy places the organism in Eukaryota, Fungi, Ascomycota, Eurotiomycetes, Eurotiales, Aspergillaceae. The coding region runs from base 1 to 1239 and encodes 412 amino acids.